UCUGAUAAAAAAAUAAUAUAUUCACUAUUGUUGUUAAAUUAGUGAUUAUAUUUAUAAGAUAGAAUAUAUUUAUUUUUAUAUUUGUAAUAACUAAAAAAUGAUGUUUUGGCAAUAAGAAGUUAAAUCGUCAUCCUACCAAAUUUGUAGAAAAAACAUGUCUUUUUUUUGUUUUAUUUGUCAGGCAAAAUUAACUACAAUUGACGAAACAUGUUCUCAUCUUCGCCGAAAACAUGGUUUGUUUGAAGGUAAACUUUUAUCCCUGAAAUGUUGCACAGAUUCAUGUCAACAGACUUUUCAAAAUUAUAAAAGUUUUCGCGAACACCUUCGAAAUCAUUUAAUUUUCGAAAGUAAUCCUUUAAAUUUGUCUAAUAUAGAUGACGUAUUAAAUAAAAAAGAGCAACAUUCUAACAUCAGAACAAGUAUUAAAAGGAAAGCUAGUUCUAGUGAAAUUUUAACCGAAAAUAGUGGAGACUUAAUAGAAGUGGUAAACACUGCAGAAACUCAAAACUUAAUUUCUUUUAAUUCUGUAAGUGAAAACUUCCAAGAAUCAUAUUUUGAAAAACCUAUAACGCAUUCUGACGCCUCUUCCGGUUCACAAAUUGCUGAUAGCUUAAAUAUAGAUGAACAAACUGAAAAGCAAAGCAAAAAAGAGAAUUUAUUUCAAAAAUUUAUAAUGAAGUUAGACUCUUCAAGCUUACCUAAAGCUACAGUUAAUAAAAUUGUUGAAGAAACUUCAUAUAUGUUGGAUAGUGCAUUUGAUGAUAUCGGAGAUAUAUAUGCAAACGAUCCUUCCUCUUUUUCUGAAAAUCUUCGCGAAUAUGUAAAUAAUCAACGGGAAAGUUAUAAAGAUGUAAGUUCUACUUACAGGAGAAAUAAAAUGAGUUCAAUAGACGAAAAUUUCAUUAAACCAACAUACUUAACUAUCGGUACAAGAAAAGAGGAAAUUUAUGACGAAAAAACCGGCGUUUACAAAUCUAUUCCUGUUCCGUGUAAAGUUGCUUACAUUCCGAUAUUGCAAACUGUUAAAUUUGUCUUGUCAAAUAAGUAUGUAAUGCAAGAGAUUUUGAAAGAUACUGAUCAAAAUACAGAAUUUAUCACAAGCUUCAGAGAUGGUUUGUAUUAUCAAAGACAUUUGUUAUUUAAAUUAAAUAAAUCUAAUGUUGCUUUACUUUUUUACUUUGACGAAUUUGAGACUGUAAACCCUUUAGGCAGCAAAACGGGAGGUCAUAAACUUGGUGCAAUUUACUGUACAUUUCGUAAUUUACCAAACGAAUUUAAUGCUUGUUUAGAAAAUAUUAUGUUAGUUGCUCUCUUUUAUUCAGCAGAUAUUAAAACGUGCGGAAUGUCUAAUAUUUUACGACCAUUAAUUGAUGACCUAAAAAUUUUUGAAUCUCGAGGUAUUCCAAUUGGAGAGUAUACGAUUCGCGGUACAAUCGCUGCAUUUUCUUUUGAUAAUUUAGGAGGCAAUAUGCUGUAUGCUUUACCUGAAUCCUUUGCGAAUACAUAUUAUUGUAGGAUUUGCACGGUUUCUUACGAAGAAGCAAAAACUAUGAUUCUAGAAAAGGAGGAGUAUUUACGGUCCGAAAUUUUAAAUCCGCGUUGUGAAGACGAUGAAUUUUCGCGCACUAUUGGUUGCAAAUUUGAAACAAUUUUUUCUGAAUUAUCUCAUUUUGAUCCGUUUGACUGCCUUUCAGUUGACAUAGCACAUGACCUUCCAGAAGGCUUACUUCAAUUAGAAAUUAAAUUAUUUCUUAAGGAAGCGGUUGAAGUUCGAAAGCUGAUAAAACUUAUCGAUUUAAAUGAACGUAUCAAGAUAUUUAGUUAUGGUAUUAACGAGUCAAAAAAUAAGCCCAGUCCUAUAGUUUUGAAAAAACCUGGCAACCGGGUAGGUCAACGAGCCGCUCAAACUCGAUGCUUGAGCAUGUAUUUACCUCUUAUAUUAAGUGAUGUCUUAAAAAAAGCAUAUGAAAAAUCUGAUCCUAUUAUUGAAAAAUGGGAGGUUCUUAAGCUCUUGUUACAAAUCAUGCAGAUUGUAUACUCUCCAGUUUUUUCUAAUGCUAUGGUUGCUGAGUUAAAGGAAUUGAUUGUCCAGCAUCAUUCUUUAUUUUUACAAUUUUUGGGAGACCACUUAUUGCCAAAACAUCACUUUUUAUUGCACUAUCCAUUAGUAAUAAAGUUAAUGGGACCACUGAUAUUUUUAUGGACAUUGCGCUUCGAAGGAAAGCAUAACUAUUUUAAAGAUUUAGUGCAUAAAAUGAAAAAUUUUAUAAAUGUUAUUAAGACGUUAGCUGAACAACACCAAAAAUUUAUUUAUGAACAGUGGAUUAAUUGUGAUAAAAGAGUGGAACAAGUAGUUUCCGCAAAAUCCGGGAAAUAUGUUUUAUUCGAAGAAUGUCUUACAAAGAAUGGGAUUGAUAACAUUUUUUUAAAAGAUUUUCCUAAAUUUGUUUAUAAAGUUGAAAAACUGUCUUUCCGUGUUGAGUACAGGGUAGGAUUUUUUAUAACAAAAAAAGAAAAUUCUUCGGAGUUUCCAUUCUUUUUUAAAAUUGUAGAGUUAUUCGUAGCUUGUAAUUCUGCCUACGCGAUUUGUAAACCGUACGAAACAGUAGAAUAUGACGACAUAUAUUUAGGAUACAAAAUCGAACCAAAGGAAGGGUCAACAAAAAUAAUAUGUGACUUAAAAACUUUAACACACGUUAUCUCUUACGAAUUACAUCAACCUUACCACACAACUGAUUAUUACAUUAUUCCCAAAUACAGAAUUAACUAGAUAUAGAAUUAAAAAAAUAUGAAUGUAUUUCUUGUAUAAUCAUUCUUCAAAUUUUGUUUUUAAUGAACUCAUACUAACGUCACUGAUUUUAGUUAUUCUGUAUAAAAUGAAACCAUUGGA
Leptopilina boulardi is the source of this 2890-nucleotide messenger RNA. RefSeq lists its product as uncharacterized. The coding region runs from base 155 to 2770 and encodes 871 amino acids. The record is from RefSeq and is a predicted model, not a curated record. The transcript has a single exon. NCBI's taxonomy places the organism in Eukaryota, Metazoa, Arthropoda, Insecta, Hymenoptera, Figitidae.